UUAUAGGCCUCUAAAAAUAGAUCAAAUACACACACGCACACACACAUAAAAAUACACAAAAUAGAAAAAAAAACUAACGUGAUUUCCUUUGACAAUGUCGUUACCUGAAACUAACCUUUUGGGGGACUAUCUAUCAGCCACCCAUGAAACAAAAUACUAUGUACAGAUUUCUAGAUUCAGUUUCUUAAUCAUUGAAUUGUUUUAGCGUCGAUGUCUGACACACUAUUCACCUCCUCCCGUCUCAUGUUUAACUUGCAACACAUUAAAUGAGAAAAGGUUUUAUUGGGUCAUAUUUUUAAAAGGUUCAUUGGAUGAAUGUCAACGGCAACAGAGUAGUAAAUCUUGAAAUUAAAUUUAAUUGUUACCAUUUCACGUCAUGAUAUAAAGAGCUACAUUUGCACAUACAAAAUUGGACGUAUUUUAUCGAAAGAAGCCAAUGUACCAGAAAACGAGAGAACUAAAAAAAAAAAACAAUACUGAAACAUGGAUGAUGGAAAACCAAUGAAGCGAACAACUGCUGGAGGCAAGGAAGCAGCCAUCACGUGCAAUAAUUUUCAAGUCCAGUUCAACAAAUUGUUAAAGGAUGCCAUCUCCGAUCUAUUUAUAUCAUUUGUACGUGCUGAGAACAUCGUGAGCGUGUUCAAGAAGUACAGCCAAAAAGUGUUGGUGGACAAAGAUAUUGAAAUAGUGAAACGAAAAGCUGAGUACAAAGGAAACAUUGAAGCCAACGAAGAAUUGUUAAACAGGCUUGUGACCUAUAAUGACUGGUUUCCGUGUCUGCUUCAAUGUCUCAGAGACAAGGACGUCAAUCAAGGUCACGUUGCACAACAGAUGGAAGACAUAGGAGAUUUUCUACGAAAAGAAUUGGAAAGAGAGCUGGAGAAUCAAAAGUUUCAAUAUUCUACAGUCAGUUCAUCAGCAGGCAAACUACUGCAGUUGUGCACUAUGUGUAUAGAGCAAGACUUCAGCCCCAACAGCAGGAGAAUUUUGAUGAAAAUCAAACAAAUUACGUUUGACAUUCUAACACAUUUGAUAUUUUCUACUACACUUAUAAGCCAGGAACUCACAGACAAAGACAUACUAAAUGCAAUAGAAAACGUCCUAGCCUCACCCGAGUUCCACCAAGACCAAGAGACUAACAAAGAAAUAAAAAUGGCUCGCGCAGAUAUAAAAAGGGAUAUUGUUCUGAUUUUAUCUUCAGUUGUGAGAAAUAUUGAUUUGAGGGAAAACAGUCUAUUAAAUAUCAAAUUUGAACAGAUACUAAAAAAGACAUUGGUCGAUCAAGAUACUCUUGUCCACGAUCUCUCAUUGCUUCUAUCAGCUUACGUACAGAAUGAUUUCUUCAAGUUUUUAAAAGAAAUGACACUAAACCUUGAUGACAUGCUACAAAGUCUACUUUCACACUUAAGAUUCUACGCCACUUACAGCGUAGUGAACAGUAAAGUCGAAAUUCAAAUCUUAGCUUAUUUAGAAGGUUUAGAAAAAUUAGCAACUUUUGAAAAAAUAAAAAAAAAGAUGAAGGACAUGUCAGUUCUGAAAAAGCUGUACUGUAUUAUCAAAGAAAUAGGUAGUUCCAAGUGUUAUGUUGCUUUUGUGAGCAUCCAAUCUACACUAGACUUUUUUCAGGCUGAAGAGAAAAAUCAGGAAACAACAGAAACGGAGGGCAUCAAAAGACUACAGGAGAGUUGCUUAGAAGACAAUGCGUUUGAAAAGACUUUGUCCAGAAAUGCAGUAGUAAUCGAAAACUGUUUAAAAGAAUAUUGUGAGAAACUCAGUCGCUGGAGGCAAUUACAAGAAUAUCAAGUCAGGAAUGAUCUAACCCAAUUGUUGAAGAUAAUUCACAGGAUACAGAAUAGAAUUGAUGAAUUUCAUGCAAUUUUCAUUUCUUCAAAAUUACCAGAAACCUUGGAGCUAAUCUGUUUGUAUUUAAAAUCAAAAGAAAUAUUGCAUACAGCCCUUAUGAUUUGUUUGACCUUGGUAGAAAAGAGUUCUUUUUUUUCACAGGCCUUGGUAAGAAACACGUUUUUCAACAUGCUGAGCUCGAUUAUGGAGGGAAUAGAAGGAAAUGGUUUUACUGAACCUUCGAUAUUUUUUUGUUUGAAAGAACUUUCCGAGAAUACACAAAACAUGGCAAGUCUUAUUAUGUUAACUACUGUGAAUCAAUCAAAAGAAAAGUGUUUUUUUCUAGACAACACUGAUAUUAGAAAGAAAUUGUCAAAUUGUGUCAGGUCCAGCAAUUACUUGGUCUUUGUCACAGCAAAAGUUCUACUGUCACCUCAUGAGAAGCAGGACGAUGCAAUAAAAUUCCUAAUUCACUGGCUAAAGGAAGCUAUGUCAAAUCAACAGUAUAUGACAAAGCAUGGCUUAAGUGCUAAACUGAUAUUAUAUUGCUUAUAUCUACUUUCAAGUAACAGUUCCAAUAAGAGAAUGAUCGAAGAGAAUGCCUACGUCACAACACUUCAUCAGCAUAUCCAUUUGGAGACUGAUCCAUCAAUUGCUCUGAAUUACAUUCUAUUAUUAAAAAAGCUUGAAGAAGAAGAAGAAAAAGAAGAACUACCAGCUAUAAUGAGCUUUGAGAAGCAUGAACCCUUCAGGGAAAAUGUUACACUUAAAGAUAUCAGCACCAGUAAUACUUUAGAGGUUAGGAAAGACGAUAAAUUACCAGCCAUUGUCGGUUUCAAAGAGUAUGAAUCCAUCUGGGGUGAUGCUAUACUAAAAGAACCUGAUGGUACUUGUAACAAUCUGCAAGUUAGGAAAGAAGUAGAAGAAACAUUACCAACUAAUGUUAGCUUCGGAAAAUAUGAACUCUCCAAGGAAAAUGUUAAACUAUCAAUUCCUAUUAGUACCAAUAACGCAUUGCAAGUUUGGAAAGGAAGAAUGAAUGCAGGUGUAGAUGUUGCCGUAAAAAUGAAUUCAGGAAGUAUGCCCCAAAAUGAAUUCUUGAUUGAAGCAAAAAUACUUAGCAAAAUGCAGAAUGAACAUAUUAUACAAUUUCUAGGUGUGGUCUUGGAUCAGACUUCAUACAUUGUGACAGAGUUCAUUCCCAACGGAACAUUGCUGAAAGUUUUGAAAACUGAUUAUGCUAAUUUAAUUCAGUUGUACGAUAUUUUGGUGAUGAACGUAGAAGUAUGUGAAGGUAUGAAUUAUUUGGAAAGUCACAAAAUUGUGCAUAGAGAUUUAAGAGCUGAAAAUAUUUUUGUAGGAUAUAAUUUCAAAGUUUAUAUAGCAGGAUUUGGAAAUGCAACUGCUAUAGAUAAUGAAAAUCACCAAAUAUCCAGAAAAGAUUACAGUUAUAAAAUUAAGUGGGCUGCGCCAGAAGCAGCUAAGAACAAACAGUUUAGCAGCAAGUCAGAUGUGUGGUCGUUUGGUAUAUUGAUGUAUGAGACUGUAACUUUUGGUUGUGAGCCAUACGAUAAAAAAUCAGACUCUGACGUCAUUCAGAUGAUACAAGAUGGCGGAUGUUUGUCCAAACCCCAAAACGAACGUUUUGAAAUACCUGUCGCUUUUUACGAUAUCAUGAAGUCUUGCUGGAGACUAUUGCCAGAAGACAGGCCAACGUUUGAAAAUUUACUGAAUAACUUUGUCAAAUAUGUCUGAAACAAGAACAUAAUAAUAAUUUGUUUUCCUUGGAGUAAUUCAAUUUGUGUCUUAUACACUCCUAGAUAUUUUAAAAAUUUUAGACUAACGGAAAUGUUUACAAAGCUUAUAUCUACUAACUCUGUCUGUCUGUCUGGUAAAAAAAAGUGUACACGUUAUUUCUCCCACACCCAUUCUCGGAUCAAGUUGAAACUUCGUACAAAUUUUGAUAUACAUAGACAAGACAUGAAUCAAUAAAAAAAGAAUUAAACUACUUGUAAUUAAUUAUUUUUGUUUAAAACUAACACAGGAAACUAAUAUUUUAGUAUUCACAGAUAUGGCAAAAUAUGUAGGUUGAGUUUAGUCCCCUUAAUAAUUGUUAACGCUAUUUCUCCUUUUGUCUUUCAAGUUGAUACUUUUAAACAAUUAUUUAUUGUACCUAACAAAACAUGAAUCAAUAAACAAAAAUACUCUAUAAGUCAAUUGAUUAUUAGUAUUCAAUUCUUUUAUUUGAUAUCGAAUAAGGGAAAUAAAUCGUACAUUAUUGGUAGUAGUUUUAAGGGCGGAAUGUUUCCCAUUUCGAUAAGCUUUGUUUUGUUUUUUAAAGGAUUGUUUAUAUUUUUAUGUUUUAUUCUUAUUUUUUGUUAACGAAAUGUUAUAACUAAAUUUAAUUGUUAAUUUUACAUUGUAAUAUCCUUCUCAACCAUUGUUUCCAUUCAUUGGUUUAAAUAAACAGUUAAAUAGAUGCCAAUAACCUGGCCAACAUUUAAUGUUUUAUAAUUGGACAUUGUAAUAUCUAUAGUUAUAUGAUUAUCAUUAUGUUAGAAACGAACAAGUAUUCAUUCUCUAGCACUGGCAGUGUCGAGUUUCGAUUUUAUUGUUAUUAUUGUUUUAUUAUUAUUUUUGUUAUUAGUAUAUAGAAAUGAAUUAAAUUUGACAUUAAAUUGUGAGUCUGUGUUUCCACAGUAUCCGUCUUUCCAACUUUGUUUCAAAUUGAAUACAAGUAACUAGGGAGAAAUCACUGACACAAACGCAGGAAGCCUGUGUAACGUAAGAAUGUCUUUAAAACACGAAUUGAGUGUAAUGCUGCAUAACAAUAGUGUCACUUUUUGUCCUUUUAAAGCAUAUGAAAUACGCUAGAAGCAAUUUCUGAUUUGAUAUUUAACGCAGAAGCUUAUAAACAUUAGUAUUGAAUGAAUUUUCAUGAAAGCUAUCUAAAAAAUAUUUUACAUCUUUUGAAUGUUGGUAAAAUAACUAUGUUUUGGAUGUCAGCAUGUCAAGAGGGAUAAUAAGUGUAGUUACUUUUAGAGAGUUAGUCCCCUUAAUAUUAAUAUUUAAAUCUCUGUUGACUGUGUUCAAUUGCCACUUCCUCUUGAGUCCUUGAGCUAAUUAUUUUGUUCAAAAUCUAUUUAAGUAAUGUUGAUAAAAUUUUUUUGUUGUGAUCUGACUUUGUUACUCAUAAACAGUGUGCUUCUGUAAUGUAAAGCGCUUGGCUUCCAAAUCGGGAUCCCGGCAUUGAACUAUCGAACUCAGGUGAAGACGGGUCUCAGGUGAAGACGGGUUUUUACUUUCGGGAUUUUUAGGGCACCUCUGAGUCCACCCAGCUCCAACGGGUACCUGAAAUUAGUUGUAGAAAAGUAAAGACGGUUGGUCGUUGUGCUGGCCACAACACCUGCGUUAACCUUAAGUCACGAAACAGAUGACCUGAAAAUAGCCCCUAAUUUUUUUUUCUCAAAAAAGAUAUAAAGAAAAACUAUUUAUUUUCUUUUUAUUUGCAUGCCGACACAUAAUAAAAAAAGCAUUUUUUAUUAUUAAAACAUAUAAUUUCUAUUUAGAGGUUUAAGCUGUCCUUAAUAGAAUGUUGGGCAUUUUUAGGCAAAGUACGGAAUGAUUCUUUUUUAGGCAAAGUACGAAAUGAUUCUUCAUUUCCUACUUUACCAAGGUAUUCUAAACAAUGACUAGAUCUGUGUCAGGCCAAUAAACAAAAAAGUCGUAUUUAGAAAAAAAUAUUUAUACCUUAAAUAUAAAUGAGUGAAAAAAAAAACAAAACAGGAUUUCUUAAGACUAAACAACUGUAGAGUAAGUAAUUUAUAUACUAUUAAAUGCUGCUUUAAUUUUGAAAUGUACGUGCAUAUGUCUACUGCAAUAAAAAAAUUAAAAUAAUA
Messenger RNA from Biomphalaria glabrata, 5741 nucleotides. RefSeq lists its product as uncharacterized. The record is from RefSeq and is a predicted model, not a curated record. Gene Ontology annotation, cellular component: signaling receptor complex; extrinsic component of cytoplasmic side of plasma membrane. The transcript has 27 exons. Gene Ontology annotation, molecular function: signaling receptor binding; non-membrane spanning protein tyrosine kinase activity; ATP binding. Lineage: Eukaryota; Metazoa; Mollusca; Gastropoda; Planorbidae. The coding region runs from base 484 to 3597 and encodes 1037 amino acids. Gene Ontology annotation, biological process: cell differentiation; positive regulation of kinase activity; innate immune response.